UUCCGUCAACUCAUGGUGGGCUAUAAAAGUGCCGGAGAACCUGGAUUCCAUCACACAAUCGCCAUCAUCCGCAAGCCGUGCAAUGAUCUAUACAAUUUUGGUGCUCUGUCUGCUGGGCAGCGGUCUAUCUCAGGCAGCUCAAUUGGUUCAGGAGCAGGAUCUCAACGAUAAGGAUCUUCCCCGUUUGGCUGGAAUCUAUGUAAAGGAUGGCAACGAGAAUGGUCAAUUGAGAUUCCUUGCCUCAGGACUCUCCAGUAGCAGCAACUCCAACACCGGGCUCAAUUCGGCCCUUAAUCAGUAUAUCACCAACAAGCAGGAUAUGCUGGAGCAACUGCGUCCUGCGACCACAUCAACGGGCACUGGUCUCUCCACAGUGACUGGAACUACAACUACUGGAACUGGAACUGCAACUGCAAGUAAUCUGGUGACCACGACUGGAAAUGGAGCCAUCUAUGUGAAUCUUGGCAAUGCUGGCUCCUCAUCCUCCUCCUCCUCCUCAUCCACGUCGGCCACCAAUUCGGCCAUCAAUCAGGCCAUCUAUGGCUCUUCACCGAUUGCUGAUCUGUUGCCACAGAUUGUGGGUCAGGCGGUGGCCAGUCGUAGGCGUCCCGUUAACAGGAGGCGUGUUCCCGCCGGCAAUAGGCGUCGGGUCAAUAAGAGGCGUGGCAGCGUUAACAAUAACAACCAGAUCCAGCGACGUCGGCGACGUGGCAACAACAGGGGCAAGAACAAGGCCCAGGUUAUGGUGGUGCGUCCAAAUCGCGGCUAA
Drosophila serrata is the source of this 769-nucleotide messenger RNA. RefSeq lists its product as uncharacterized. NCBI's taxonomy places the organism in Eukaryota, Metazoa, Arthropoda, Insecta, Diptera, Drosophilidae. The record is from RefSeq and is a predicted model, not a curated record.